CGGAGUCCCCUCUCAAAAUGCUACUCCGCGGCCGAAGAGUCCCUUCAGGUACAGGAGCCGGAGCCCAAACCUGAGCUGGAGCCUCAGCCUCCCCUCGGGCCUGAGCCUCGGGGCCCGGCUCCCGGGUGUCGUUAAUGUUCGGGGCGGCCUGGAGCCAACCGAUCGGAGCUCGAGCCACGGCGAAACGCUGGCAUUUUAGUCGAACUAUGGAGGAACUGGUUCACGAUCUUGUCUCAGCCCUAGAGGAAAGUUCGGAACAAGCCAGAGGAGGAUUUGCAGACCCAGGAGAUCAUUCUCGAAGUAUGACUUGCCCCCUGAAACGCCAGGCAAGGAAAAGGAGAGGGAGAAAACGGCGGUCCUAUAAUGCUCAUCCUCCUUGGGAGACAGGCCACUGUUUAAGUGAAGGUUCAGACUCCAGUUUAGAGGAACCAAGCAAGGACUACAGAGAGAACCACAAUAAUAAGAAGAAAGAUCACAGUGACUCUGAUGACCACAUGUUAGUAGCAAAGCGCAAACCAUCAUCCAACCUAAAUAAUAUUAGAGGUAAACGACCCUUAUGGCAUGAGUCAGAUCUUGCUGUAGAUAAUUUAGGUAACAGAACACUCCGUAGAAGAAGAAAGGUGAAACGCAUGGCAAUAGAUCCACCGUCUGAAAUCUCUAACCCUCUGACACUGCCCCAGCAGCAUGAAAAUAGAGAUCAAGAAAUGGACAAUGACUGUAGGUCUUACCAACACCAAGAAUUCAGUAAAAACAAAGUAAAAAAAAGGAAAUUAAAAAUCACUAGACAAGGACUGAAAAUACAAGACGAUGGAGUGGUUUGGGAAAGUGAAGAAUUGGUCCAAGUCAAUAAGGAUAAAAUGGAAUAUGAAGAACAAAAAGGCUCAGAUGAGAUCAUGAGUGAAAGUGACUCCAGCAGCCUCAGCAGCACUGAUGCUGGUUUGUUUACCAAUGAUGAGGGAAGACAAGGUGACGAUGAACAGAGUGACUGGUUCUACGAAAAGGAGUCAGGCGGGGCAUGUGGCAUCGCAGGAGUCAUUCCCUGGUGGCAGUCAGAAGAGUCUACGGAACUAGGAAAAGAAUUACCAGAUCCUGUCUUUCAGAGUAUCUUAAGUGGCUCUUUUCCUCUUAUGUCACCUUCAGGCAGAAGAGGUUUCCAGGCUAGACUCAAUCAUCUACAUGGAAUGCCCUCAAAGAAUAUCAAAAAAUCUGGAGGAAAUUCUACUACAAUGGUUGCUACAGCUGGCCCAGUAAGUAACAAGAGAAUGGUUCACUUUUCCCCUGAUUCCCAUCACCAUGAUCAUUGGUUUAGCCCUGGGGCCAGGACAGAGCAUGGCCAGCUUCAGCUCCUGAGAGAUAAUCGAUCAGAACGAGGACACAAGAAAAAUUGUUCUGUGAAAACUGCAAGCAGACAAACAAGUAUGCAUUUAGGAUCCUUGUGCAUGGGAGAUAUCAAACGGAGAAGAAAGGCUGCACCCUUGCCUGGACCUACUGCAACAGGACUUGUAAGUGAAAAUGCUCAGCCGAUCCCAGAGACCAACAUUGGAAACCGAAUGCUUCAGAGCAUGGGCUGGACACCUGGGACAGGCCUUGGAAGAGACGGCAAGGGGAUGUCUGAGCCAAUACAGGCCAUGCAGAGGCCCAAAGGAUUAGGACUUGGAUUUAGCCGACAAAACACCACACCACCAAGUAAUGUCCCCAAAUCAGGAAAAUCUACCUAAGAAGAUGAUGGUAUGCUUAGGCUUUUUCCCAGAAACCUAGUUGUUCUCAAUUUAUAAUAUAGCUUCCAUUUAUGAAGCAGCAACCAACAUGCCUCAAAUCUGCCACACCAGAGUACCAUCAGUGUUUAGUCCUGCCUCAACAGGAAGACACAAAUUUCAGUCACAAUUCAUGGUGCUAAAGUGGAAUCCUAAUUGUACUUGUUUUCAAUAUUUUAAAUCAACUUCUAAUGAUAAAAUACAGCCCAUUUUUUCCAUUAAGGUAUUUAGAAAUUAGCAAUUUUAGACCCCUUGCCUAGGGCAUGUGGGGAACAUGCAUAUGCAUAUGAUUGGGUUUAUGUUCUUCACAUUAUCCAAAAUGCUAGUUUACCCAGAAGACUAAGCCCUAGACAGAUACUUCUUUGGUAAUCAUGGUAGCUUCGUGGUCCUUGAGUUUCACAUUUUGUGAAGAUUUGUUAGUAGGGUGACACCCAUCAGGUUCCCAUCCUAGGUUGACAUGGUAUACAGUUUUUACAUAUGACAACCAAUUCCUACAUAUUUUCCUAGGAAAUUAAAACAAAAAUAUACCUUAUCUCUUGAUAAAUGAUCACCACUGAGUGCCCUCAACACUACUGAAAUGCAGCUUUUUAUGCAUUUUUACCUCAUUUAAGACCUAAAAUGAACAAAUGUCGAAUGAAAAGCAUAUUUUUAAAUUCACCCUAACUGAGCCGUAUGAUCUCUUAAUUUAGACCAGUCUCUACCUCUAUUCCCCUUAAAUAGUUCAUUAUAAGAUAACUCAGUUGUACCAAACUGAUUUUAAAUUUUGAUCAUUGCAGUAAGGCCUUAGAAUAAAAAUUUGCCUCUAGUAGUAACAGAAAUUGAGAGAUUUCUAACAGUAGCCUACCCCAAGAUGUAAAUUCUGAGAUAUUCAAGGGAACAGCCAGACAAGUGAAAGAACAAACUGGUCCUUUAAAAUCAAACAGGACAGGCAUUUUAAUUAUGUGCCUAAUUUAGUAUCCAAGUAUUCACCAAUCAAGUACUGCGCUAAAUAGGAGCAGGUAUACAGACACACUUUUCAUGUAUGUAAAAAGCUGUGCUGUGUUCUGCCCUGUUCUCAUUGUUUUUAAAGUAGUGUUAGUAUUAAUAAUACUAUUAAAAUGAUGAGUUUUUAUUGGAUGACUAAAUGCUAGGGUAGUACAUUAGGAGGCUUCUCUCAAAAUUUUUUGUAAAUAACUAAUUAGUCAUCAGAGUAUUUAAAACACAAGCACACUCAACCUACCACUUCCUUAUCCUCUGAAGGAAACAGUGAUGAUAUGGAAGAGAUUGGCCUGCUGUUUAAAUGCCUUGAAAGUUUUGCCAAAUACAUACAUUUCUUUUAAGAAUUCUCCUCUUUUGAAUCUGAGAUGGGGAGUGCCCUGAGAAUAGAAAGGGCAGGAGGGAGGGGAGGGAUGGGGUAAUGAUAGUUUGCUCUUUUGUGCUGCUAGCCAAAUAUUCAUGUUGCACAAAGGAACUGGUUUAUUUAUGAACUGCUGUUCAAUGCUGUCCAACAAGUGUGUUGUGUAGGAAAUUAAGGGGUGUGUGUGUGUGUGUGUGUGUGUGUGUGUGCACGUUUAUAUAUGUUUAGAAAGGGGACUGGAGCAAAAUGUGUCUAUGGCUUUAAAAAAAAAUUAGCAUAUAACAUCCUCAGCCAUAUUGGAAAAAGAUUUUAAGAAAUGUCAUUGCCUGAGAAUCCUACAGCUCUAGAAUUGUGAAAAUCUCAAGUUUUCAGGUGAUGGUAGAAUUAUCUCUGUGUCUAAGUGAUCAAGAUUUGACUGAUACUUGUUUUUCAACUUCACUGUCUGGGCUGCAGAAUUCUAGAGAAUUCAGUCAUGAAAGGGAAAAAUCAGUGAUGAUUCCAUUCAGCUUGUGAACAACUGUUUUGGAUGAAGUCUAGAGUUGUUCAUGGCAGCAUUCGAUCUUAGCUGUGGGUAUUUGUUUUCACUACUGUGUUUAUGAAAGUGUAUCAUUUCUUCCACACAAAGUGACUGCUCUGAGACUUAGCACACAAAGCCCUUGUGGUCCUUGUAACUAACCAUGGUACUUGUGACACAAACAUUAUAUUGUUCAUAUUGUCAUUGAAUGUAAAAUAGCUGUCACCCUUUAAAAUUGAUAUGUGUUGCACACCAAGAAUUUCAAAAACACGUGUGAACCAAAGUUCAGAGUGGAGAGAUGGGAGUAUCCCAAGUUGACUUGGUAUGCACCCAGAUCUUUGCUCCAGAGCCUGUAUUAAUUCACCAUGAUGGUCCUAUAGGAGAAAGGUACCCAAGGUGACUUGUCAGCAUACAAAUUCUGGUCUGAAAUAUGGAAGAUUCUGAUUUUAAAUCAAACCUCUGUUAAAGCACAAAGCACACUAAGUUAGAUGAUGUUUAGACAUUAUCAUGGUUUGGUGGGUUUUUAUUUUUGUUUUUUUGGGUUUUCUUAUUUUGGGUUUUGGGGGCUUUUUUGUUUUGUUUUGUUUUGGUUUGGUUUUUUGCCAUUUAUAAUUCCUAUAGGACCAAAGCAUUCAGUGGAGUGUGCAGUUUAGAAUGACUUGUUUGUCUCUCCAUAGAAAGGUAGCAAGAUAAUUUCUCUAUACUGCCAAAAGGCAGCCCUUGUUACCCUUCUAGUCAAAAGCCUCUUAUUGGCCUAAUUGAUUGCAUUAAAGAUCUAUGUGGAAAUUUUAGAGAAUGCAGAGAUCUAACAAUGCCUAUUAACCCCUACCCUUCAGAUAACCAGAUUACUCCAUUCUCUGGCAAUGGCAUUGAGAGUUUUGUCAAAAUGCAUUUGAAUUAGCUUUCCACAGAUUUUUUUUUUAUCAUUUAGUACUACCAAAUUGAUCUGAGAGAGUACUGUACAUUUCAGUUUUUUUCCAGAAUUUCAGUAUGUUGAGAUUUUAUCACACUCAAAUACAGUUAUCUUUAUUUUAAAAUAAUAGGGAAUGCUUUUAAAAAUCCUAUUGUUAUCUGAAACUAAUUGGAUCGUCUCUACAUUUGAUUUCAUAGGCCUUCCAGUUUAUACCAUGGCAUUAACCAACAGCAAAACCAUAGCUAUAGCUAAGAGGACAUAUGUGUGUGUACCUAUGUGUAUAAAUGUAUGUGCAUGUGUCACUACAUGUGCCUUCUGAUAUACAUGCAUUGGAUGUAAAAUAUGCAUUGUGUUGUUAUGUUUAUCUUCACACUAUGUACUGAUGUACUUGUAAUUAAUUGAACAGUUGAUUUAAUUGACAGCAAUUUCACUUUGAGCAAAUAUUUGAAGAAGAAAAAUUACUGUUAACAUGCUUGUUUUAACCAUUUCCCUCUACAUUUUGUUUUCUGUAGAAACAGUUGCAAUUGUUAUUCUAAAAUAAAACUGUAUGGGCAAAAAAAAAUUGGUUUUAAAGGUAUAUGGAAGGCUGUGCUAACAAUUCAACAAAAAUAGAAAUAAAUAAAGCAUAAAAGAUUUUCUGGUUAAGCA
Molecule: messenger RNA, 5165 nt
Organism: Phascolarctos cinereus (koala)
Lineage: Eukaryota; Metazoa; Chordata; Mammalia; Diprotodontia; Phascolarctidae
Gene: GPATCH2
Product: G-patch domain containing 2
Molecular function (GO): nucleic acid binding
Source: RefSeq, a predicted model, not a curated record